AUGGUUCUUCACAACCCCAAUAACUGGCACUGGGUGAACAAGGAUGCCUCCGCCUGGGCCAAGGACUACCUGCAGGAGAAUCUCUCUACCAUCUCCGCUGAGGAGGAUGGCGUGACUGCCAAGGUUGAGAAGGUCCUUAGCAUGGAUGGAGAUGUAGAUGUGAGCCAGCGGAAGGGAAAGGUUAUCACGUUAUUCGAUGUUAAGCUACAAUUGGAGUACGAAGGUAAGACGAAAGAAGGCGAGGCCGUCAGUGGCACCAUCAACAUUCCCGAGGUCGCUCACGACACCGAGGAGAAUGAGUACGUCUUCGACAUCGACAUCUAUUCCGAGUCUUCUUCCAAGCAGCCUGUGAAGGAUCUCGUUCGUGCGAAGAUUGUCCCCCAGCUGCGAACGGCGCUUGCCAAGCUUGGGCCUGCUCUGAUCACUGAGCAUGGCAAGGACCUUCAGCAUGCGCCCGGCUCCAACCCAUCCAGCGGAUUCGCGACUCCUACCUACAUCCCUCAGACGAAGAAGGCUGCUACUCCUGAGCCUCCCAAGACUACCACCACCAGUACUGGUAAGGUGUCGGUAAACACGACAACUCUGAACACUUCGGACGAGUUCCGCACCACUGCAGAGGAGCUGUACACCACGUUCACAGACCCGCAGCGUAUUGCUGCGUUCACCCGUGGCCCUCCCCGUCAGUUUGAGGGCGCGCAUGUUGGAGGCAAGUUCUCUAUCUUCGACGGCAACGUCAGCGGCGAGUACGUGAAGCUGGAGAAGCCGACGUUGAUCGUGCAGAAGUGGCGUCUGGCUCAGUGGCCUGAAGGUCACUACAGCACUCUGGAGAUCAAGUUCGACCAGAACGAUGUUGAUCGGGUCACCAACAUGCGGGUCUCUUGGACUGGUGUCCCCAUCGGCCAGGAGGAGGUCACCAAGCACAACUGGGAUGGCUACUAUGUGCGCAGCAUCAAGCAGACCUUCGGGUUUGGCACGAUUCUCUGAGCGACUUCAUCUGCAUGGAUAUAAAUCUCCCCAAAGGCUUCAGUAGACUUUGGCUGUUCUCCUUCACGAUACGAAGCUUGUACCAAAUAGCCAUCCAAGCAGUGACGGGCGUUGGUUGGGGAUGUUCGUUCUUGCUUCCUUUUUCCUUUCCUUGGGGAUCCGAUUCGGUUGGGGCUUGAUUGCUUAUUACAUCUGUAUCCCUGAUCCUUACACAACCAUAUUACAGCAUGGCCUUGCAUCAGUGUGUACUUCCUGAUUGCUUGUGUCCUUUUCUACGAUGAAUGAUAGACAAAAGAUAAGAAAAUAUAAUGAAAGACAUUAAGAUCUGAUACACUUUUCGAAUUCAAACUGCAUGUUCCUUUUUCCUGUAGAGUCGACCCGCCAAAUGAGCGCUUGCUUUUAUAGAAACGUUUGCAACUUCCCGCU
This is a messenger RNA of Paecilomyces variotii, 1410 nucleotides long. RefSeq names its product activator of Hsp90 ATPase. The record is from RefSeq and is a predicted model, not a curated record. Gene Ontology annotation, molecular function: protein-folding chaperone binding; ATPase activator activity. Bases 1 to 984 code for a protein of 327 amino acids. The transcript has 4 exons. Gene Ontology annotation, cellular component: cytosol. NCBI's taxonomy places the organism in Eukaryota, Fungi, Ascomycota, Eurotiomycetes, Eurotiales, Thermoascaceae. Gene Ontology annotation, biological process: protein folding; positive regulation of ATP-dependent activity.